AUGCUUGCAUUCUUGCUGUGUGUGCAUGUGAAUACGAACGCACCCCGACAUAAACCCCAUCACAACCGGCACAGAGAAGGGGCUGUUUUUGGGGCGCACGACGGCUCGCAUGGCUCGUAUGGAUCACAUGACGCCCUCCCGCCGGGCGAUCCGCUUCGGCCACAACACACCUACUUUAGAAAUGAGGGCAAAGCGCCCACUGUUGUGGUCGACCCUAAUUGGGCCAAACAACUCAUGUAUCCCUACGAACAAGAAGAUUAUUUAACAUCGAUUAACUCGAUGAAACAGAUGCACGACCAGCCCCUGCCCUUCCGGUUACCAUUUUCCGGAUUCGCCUUUAACUACGUUUGGGUGCAUAAAGACGGUUACGUGACGUUCAAUAAGGGCUUAAAGAGUUACGCGUUUCCCCUAUCGUUCCCAAUGGUUCCCGAUGACACCAAUGUAGAGGAGGACCCGUCCAUAAUAGCGGCCUUUUUCGCCCACCAGGACAUACCGUCUGACGUGGAGGGCUCGGGUGUGUACUUCCGGCUGAUCGAAGUGGACAAAGAGGCCAAUUUGACUCUUAAACAACGUCUACUCGACGACUUUAGCACAGCUAUGGCCGCCUCCAUUGGUUGGGAGCCCAAGUUUGCAUUUAUUGUAACAUGGAAGAAUAUGACAUUUGCCAAUCGACGCAGGGAACGCGACCUCAAGACAAAUACAUAUCAAAUGAUUUUAGCAACGGAUGAGAUGCAGACAUUUGUGAUGUUUAAUUACGAGCAGAUCUCAUGGGUCACACAUCUUGAUAACUAUGCCGGCCUUAACGGACCGCAAGCCUUUGUAAGUGCAUACGAGUAUUCUCCUUUUUCGCAAAACCCUCGGGUUAUACUACUGCCCAAAAUGGGUUGGGGUAAUGGUAUUGAGGGUAGAUUUUAUUUCACCAUAGACGAAGAGCUUGAACCAGGUGCUUGCGUUAAUAAGGAGCUUGAUCCUAAUUUGCCCGAUAGAAUGCCGUUGCACACGUCGACCGAUUAUAUAAUCAUGUUAGGCGGUCAAGAGCUCAACUUUACCGGUCCGUGUCUGACAGAGGACUCGAACAUAAUCUGUCGGUUUGAUGUGUUGAAAGUGAAGGGCCGUAUGUUGACCAACAAUAUUGGCGCCUGUAUUACACCCGCCGUCAUGUAUGAGGAAUCGCCCGAAAGUCGCAAAGAAUUUGACGUUUGGGUAAAAGAACAGGAAGUGGUGGAGAAUCUGCCGGUCGAGCGCCGGCCCGAAGACCCACACCUUUUAACCAUAGAGUGGCAAAGCGAUGACUUGACGUGGGAUGACAGCGCCCGGGUCUCCAUAUCCCUCUGGGGCUAUAGCGAGAAAACCGAUGUCUACCCUCACCUCACAUUCCUCAUUGAGUUAACACAGGGCCAGACAAAUAAUGGCAAAUUUGAACUUGAUCUAAACAGUCUGCCCAAGUUGCCGGAGCUCAAUAAUUACGAGUAUACAUAUGGUUUCAUUGGGGUUAACGUUACGGGCGAUGUAUGGAGUCAAACGUUGUGGUCUAAGCCCAUGCCUUUAGGGUGGUAUAUGAGGCCGUAUUGGAUCAAAGAGUACGGCAAUCAGUGGAACGACCGGUUUUGCAGGGAUUGGUUUGACAGGGAGUCCCAAUUGGAUAGGUUUGCCGUAACGGUGUUCCGUUGCCCAUGCACCUUAACUCAGUCUGAGCGCGAUCGUGGUCGUUUCGCACCAGACUUACAGUGCAAUGUGAUCGAUAAAAAGUGUGAUACUCUACAUCACGGGGCUCUACACUGUGUCCGAACCGCCCGACCAUCUAUUGGUGGUUCGGGGCAGACAUGUUGUUACGAUGACUAUGGUGAACUGGUACAAACCGCCGACACCAUGUAUGGGGGCCGCCCCUCCCGGGCGUUUGUCUACGGGAAACAUCCAUUUAAACAACGUUUAAUGGUGCCCACAAUGUCCUAUUGGUUGUACGACAUAAUGCCGUUCUUCUAUUGCUGCAAAUGGGCGCCCGGAGAAGAAAACAGCAAAACAUGUCAAAUGUUUAACUAUUGGCGCACAUCUCAGGAUUGCUCUUCAUAUCAGACACCCGGCGUCGCUACAGUGUAUGGUGACCCUCAUAUAAUCACAUUCGACCGGUACAACUACACGUUCAAUGGAAAGGGCGAGUUUGUGUUGGUGCAUACGGACAACGCGGUGCAUAAGUUGGACAUUCACGGACGGUUCGAGCAGAUGCCUAACCUGAACGGCACACACUUGACAGCUGUGGCGAUUCGGGACAAUAUCUCGUCGAUCGUGGAGUUGCGUCUCCGGCCGGUGGCCGCCCGCUGGCAGUUCCAGCUCUACCUGUUUGGCGAUAAGGAGAUGUACUACUUCUGGCAGCCGGACAUGCGCUCCAUACAGAUGAAGGGUGUGAUGCUGUACCAGCCCGCGGGCAUACGUAAUAUGUCUCAGAUUAUAGCUAUGUUUGAUUCAGGCGCCGGCGUCGAGAUUAGUGUCAGUCCCGUCGGCUCCAUACUGCUCAACGUGUAUCUGCCCAACACUUUCAUCAAUAAUACACGUGGUUUAUUAGGUAAAUGGUCGCGAGACAUGAACGAUGAUCUGGAGCUACCGGACGGUCGGUCGGGUCCCCGCGCGGGGCCGUCCCUCACCACACGUGAUCUGCACGACAACUUCGCCAAUCAGUACCGACUCAAAGAGACCAAUACUCCUAAUUUAGGGCAAUCGUUGUUUUGGCACAAUCCUGUCGACCACUCCAACUACGAUGAUAUCAAAUUUGAACCGCUUUGGGACAUCACCGCACAGGACCUGGAAAAGCACCCCGAUGUGGAUAAAGUGUGCAGUGAUAGUACGGCGUGUGUCUACGACUAUGUGGUGACGGGAGACAGCGGUUACGCGGGACAGACCAAGAAGGACGAGGCGGCGGCCGAACUCAUACGCCGAGAUCUGACGGACAAAGCGACCCGAUGUCCGGCGUUGCCGAAGCCCAAGAAUGGGAGGAAAUCGGAGAACCGGUAUUGGCCCGGAACUAUCGUCAGGUUCUCCUGCGAUGAGGGCUACCGUCUCGUCGGCUACGAAGUGCGCCGGUGUCGAGAGGACGGGCUGUGGUCGUGGGGCGUCGACCCCGAGUGCAUCAAAGAUGUCAGCUAUAAACUAACUCUGGGCGGCAUUUACGCCGGCGUUAUACUACCCCUUGUGAUCGUUAUAUUGCUAUUUGUCGUGUGUUGGCGC
Medioppia subpectinata is the source of this 3219-nucleotide messenger RNA. The record is from the annotation of a GenBank genome assembly. Lineage: Eukaryota; Metazoa; Arthropoda; Arachnida; Sarcoptiformes; Oppiidae.